AUGGCCAGCGUCAACGGGAGCUUCGCCUCGCCCGCAGCAGAUGCCUCUCUCCAUGCGGCCGUCGCCUCCUCGUCGGGCCUCUUCAUGGCCAUCUACAACAAUACCUCUGCCUGGGGCGCCGUGCUUGCGCUCUUCCUCUUCGCAGUCGCCUACGAUCAAUUUAAAUACAUAUGGCUGAAGGGGUCAAUUGUUGGUCCCCGGUUCAAGAUCCCCUUCAUGGGGCCUUUCCUCGAGUCGGUCAACCCCAAGUUCUCUGAAUACAAGGCAAAAUGGGCCAGUGGAGACCUCAGCUGCGUCUCUGUCUUCCACAAGUUUGUCGUGAUUGCCUCUACCCGUGACAUGGCCCGCAAAGUGUUCAACUCGCCCAUGUACGUCAAGCCGUGCGUCGUCGACUCGGCUCACAAGCUGCUCGGCAAGACUAACUGGGUCUUCCUCGACGGCAAAGACCAUGUCGAGUACCGCAAGGGUCUCAAUGGCCUCUUCACCAGACAGGCAUUGAGCGUCUACAUGCCGCUCCUUAACAGCGUCUACGACAGGUACUUCAGCAUGUUCAUCAAGGAGUCUGCUGACAACAACCACAAGCCCGUUCCAUGGAUGUCACAGUUCAGAGAGCUCAUGUGUGCCCUCUCCUGCCAGACCUUUGUGGGUGACUACAUGACCAGCGAAGCCGUGGUCAAGAUCGCCAACGACUACUAUCUCAUCACCGCUGCGCUCGAGCUCGUCAACUUCCCCAUCAUCCUCCCCUUCACCAAGACCUGGUACGGAAAGAAGGCAGCUGACAUGGUCCUGGCCGAGUUCAGCAAGUGUGCUGCCAAGAGCAAGGUCCGCAUGGCUGCUGGCGACGAGGUAUCCUGCAUCAUGGACGGCUGGGUCAAGGCCAUGCUCGAUUCUGCCGCCUACCGCGAGAAGAUCGCCAAGGGUAUCGCUGUUCCAGACGCCGAGAAGCCAAAGCACAUCCUCCGUGAUUUCACGGACUAUGAGAUUGCACAGACCAUCUUCACCUUUCUCUUUGCCUCCCAGGACGCAACCAGCAGCGCCUGUACCUGGCUCUUCCAGAUCAUGGCCGAUCGCCCAGACAUCCUCGACAAGGUCCGAGAGGAGAACCUCAAGGUCCGGAACGGUGACCGCAAUGUACCCAUCUCCAUGGAACUGCUCGACCAGCUCACCUACACCCGUGCCGUCGUCAAGGAGACCCUUCGAUACCGCCCACCAGUCAUUAUGGUCCCAUACGAAGUCAAGAAGGACUUCCCGGUCACCCCCACAUACACUCUCCCCAAGGGAUCCAUGAUUGUCCCAUCCGUCUGGCCGGCUACCCACGACCCCGAGGCAUACGAGGACCCGGAAUCCUUCAUUCCAGAGCGAUGGAUCACCGGUACCGCUGAGCAGAACGCAAAGAACUUCCUGGUCUUUGGAACAGGUCCUCAUUACUGUCUAGGACAGACUUAUGCAGUGCUUAACUUGAUGGCCUUGAUCGGAAAGGCCAGUAUGCUCAUCGACUGGGAGCACCACACCACUCCCCAGUCCGAAGACAUCAAAGUCUUCGCUACCAUCUUCCCACAGGAUGACUGCCCACUCGUCGUACGACCCCGGCCAGAGUGA
This is a messenger RNA of Nannizzia gypsea CBS 118893, 1599 nucleotides long. Its product is annotated as Cytochrome P450 61. The transcript is spliced from 4 exons. The record is from RefSeq and is a predicted model, not a curated record. Gene Ontology annotation, biological process: sterol metabolic process. Lineage: Eukaryota; Fungi; Ascomycota; Eurotiomycetes; Onygenales; Arthrodermataceae. Bases 1 to 1599 code for a protein of 532 amino acids. Gene Ontology annotation, molecular function: monooxygenase activity; iron ion binding; oxidoreductase activity, acting on paired donors, with incorporation or reduction of molecular oxygen.